Molecule: messenger RNA, 6749 nt
Organism: Lutra lutra (Eurasian river otter)
Lineage: Eukaryota; Metazoa; Chordata; Mammalia; Carnivora; Mustelidae
Gene: MYO15B
Product: myosin XVB
Cellular component (GO): cytoskeleton; myosin complex
Molecular function (GO): protein binding; cytoskeletal motor activity; ATP binding
Source: RefSeq, a predicted model, not a curated record
GGAAUCGCUUUCUGUAUGUUUCCCGGUUCUGUUCCGGGCGUUUCUCCUUUAACGAGACAGUGGAGGGGCGUCUGGGUGGCUCAGUCAGGGAAGCGUGUGGGAUAUGGCGGGUCCGCAGCAGGCCUCUCCCCGCCCCCUCCCUUCUCCGUCCAGCGGGAGUCCCAGGAGGUGGCUGCCGUGUCCAGCUGGGCCGAGAUCCACGCGGCAGCCCAGCUGCUGCUGGUGCCACCUGCGCCUGAGGGGGCUGUCACCAGGAGGGUCACGGAGACCCCGUAUGGCUGGGUCUGCAGGUCUCUGCCGGUGGAGAGCGCCAUUGAUGCCAGGGACGCCCUGGCCAAGGCCCUGUAUUCCCAGCUUUUCACCUGGCUUCUGGAGAGGAGCAACGCACAGCUGGCGGUUCCUGGGGAGGGAGAGCACGUGGACACCAUCACUGUCGUGGACGUCCACGGCUUUGAGGCCCUGCGGGAGAACGGGCUGGAGCAGCUGUGCAAUAACCUUCCCAGCGAGCACCUUCGGCUCUUCUAGCUGCUGUGGGCGCAGGAGGAGGAGGCCUGUCGGCGAGAGCUGCUGGCCUGGGUGCCCCUUCCCCAGCCUGUGCGGGACACCUGUCUGGACCUCCUCGUAGACCAGCCCCACAGCCUCCUGAGGCUCCUGGAUGCCCAGACGUGGCUGCCCCAGGCCACAGACCACACCUUCCUUCAGAAGUGUCAUUACCACCACGGCAGUCACCCCUGCUACUCCAAGCCCAAGCUGCCCCUUCCUAUCUUCACCGUGAGGCAUUACGCUGGGACUGUCACCUACCAGGUUCACAAGUUUGUAAACAGAAACCGGGAUCAUCUUGACCCUGCUGCGGUGGCAAUGCUUGCCCAGAGCCAGCUCCAGCUGGUGGGCAGCCUGUUCCGGGAAGCAGAGUCCCAGUCCACGGCCAGGCCGGGCAAGCCCACACUGGCCUCUCGCUUCCAGCAUUCCCUGGAGGACCUCCUAGCCCGGCUGGGCAGGAGCCAUGUCUAUUUCAUUCAGUGCCUCAACCCCAACCCGGGAAAGCUUCCAGGCCUCUUUGAUGUGGGACACGUGGCAGAGCAGCUGCACCAGGCGGGCAUCCUGGAGGCAGUACGUACCCGCAGUGCCAACUUCCCCGUGCGCCUGCCCUUCCAGGCCUUCCUGGCCAGGUUCCGGGCUCUGGAGACGGAGGCACAGGGAGAGUCCUCUGACCGUGAGAGGUGUGGCGCCAUCCUGAGUCAGGUGCUGGGGGCCGAGUCACCCCUUCACCUCGGAGCCACCCAGGUUCUGCUGCGGGAGCCAGGCUGGCAGCAGCUGGAGCAGCACCGGGCCCGGCAAUGCUCCCAGGCCCUGCUCGCCCUGCACGGCUGCCUGGGCACCUACAUCUCCUGUCAGCGCCUCAGCCGCCUCCUCCUGCCGCGGAUGCAGGCUCGCGUUCGAGGGCUCCAGGCCAGGUCUGCAGGGGUGGGAAGCAGACGGCGGGCGGCUCUGGGACAGCUGAGCACCGUCCUGCUGGUGGCCCGGCCCCUGCUCCGGAGGCGACAGAGAUCACAGCAGCUUGGGCAUCGGCGUGGCCAACACAGUGGCCCGGCCUCCAGGACAGCACCAGGCAUGGAGCUGGGGCGCUUGGAGAUCCCGGCUGAGGUGGCCGUCUUGCUGAAGACCGCAGAAGGCCAUCACCAUGCCUUGGAUGGGAGCAUCACCGAGUCCAUGCCCCCUGAAGUUCCUGCCCUGGCCAGCCUGAGCCUCCCGCCCGACAUCGACCAGUUCCCGUUCUCCAGCUUCAUCUCUACUAACUUUCAGGAGCCGGCCCUGCCCAGCCCUGGGCAGCUGCUGGCGGAGCCCCUGACCCGGCUGCAUGGGGAGAACCCACAGCACGCGCUGGAUAUCAACAAGGUGAUGCUGCGGCUCCUGGGGGAUGGGUCCCUGCUGCCCUGGCAGGAGCAGAGCAUGGGCGAGUACCUGGUGCGGCAGGGCCAGCGCCGGCCGGGGCUGCGGGACGAGAUCUUCAGCCAGCUUGUGGCCCAGAUCUGGCACAACCCGGACGAGCAGCAGACCCAGCGCAGCUGGGCCCUCAUGGCCAUCCUGCUCAGUGCCUUUCCCCCCAUGCCCCCACUGCAGAAGCCACUGCUGAAAUUUGUGUCCGACCAGGCCCCCAGGGGCAUGGCAGCGCUGUGCCAGCACAAGCUGCUGGGGGCCCUGGAGCAGGCGCACCUGGCCCCUGGGACGGCACGGGCGCACCCCCCCACCCAGCUCGAGUGGACGGCUGGCCGGCGGCGGGGCCGCAUGGCUCUGGACAUCUUUACCUUCAAUGAGGAGUGCUACUCCGCCGAGGUGGAGUCCUGGACCACAGGGGAGCAGUUCGCCGGGUGGAUUCUGCAGAGCAGAGGACUGGAGCUGCCCCCCCGUGGCUGGUCCGUGUCACUGCACUCUGGGGACUCCUGGCAGGAUUUGGUUGGCUGUGACUUCGUGCUGGACCUCAUCGGCCAGACUGAGGACCUGGGGGACCCAGUCAGUCCCCACAGCUACCCCAUUGCCCCCCGUGGCUUAGACGAGGACAUCCCCCCUGCCCCUGGCAUCCAGGCCCCCUCACUGCCAGGUCCACCUCCAGGGCCAGCCCCCGCACUACCCAGCAGGAGCCAGUCAGGGGAGUCUCAGAACUCAGGGAACCUGGAUGGCUUCCUGGACCACCUCUUCCAGCCAGUCCUCUCUCCGGGUCACAGGGAUCUGGAGCAAGCCUGGGCUCUGAGCAGCCGCAUGAAGGGAGGGGGCGCUGUGGGGCCCAUGCAGCAAGGCAGCUACCCCAUGGUUUACCCAGGGAUGAUGCAGAUGCCUGGAUACCAGCCGGCCAUGGUGCCUCCCCCUGUGCCCAUGAUUCCAGCAAUGGGCGCAGUCCCUGCCAUGCCAGCCAUGGUGAUGCCGCCGCAGCUGCCACCGGCACCGCAUCCCCUGCUUCCCAGUGUGGACCCGAGGCAGCUGGCCGCCCAGCAGCAGAGCUUCAUCAACCAGCAGGCGCUCCUCCUGGCCCAGCAGAUGACCACCCAGGCUAUGACCUUGUCGCUGGAGCAGCAGACACAGGGGCACCGGCGCCAGACUCAGCCUCAGGCCCAGGCCCCUGGAGCUGCUUCCCCGACCUCACCCCCACCCGUCGCCCCCAAGCCCAAGAAGCCCCUGGCCCUGUGGCGGGAGCCAGAGCAGGAGCUGGAAUCGGAGACCUCACAGGAGCCCCUAGAGAAGCCCCAGCGGCCCAAGAGCUUCAAGCAGAAACAGGACUAUUUCCAGAAGAUGGGGCAGCAGCAGAUCACGGUGAAGACAGCGAAGCCUCCACCCAAGGUGCAGAUCUCCCAGGACGAGGAGCAGGACGAGGAGAAACCAAGAGUGCCCUCGCCCCCUCCUCCCCCCGUAGUGACGAGUCCCCCGACACAAGGUAGGGCCAAAGCUGCGCAAGAGGUGGAGGCCAAACCGGUGGCCCGGGGGGCAGGGCCCAGUGGUUGCCCUGCACCAGUGCCCCACCAGCCGGCCGAGCCGAGCCGGGAGAUCCGGAACAUUAUCCGCAUGUACCAGAGCCGCCCGGGCCCCGUGCCCAUGCCCGUGCAGCCGACCAGGAAGCCCCCGAAAAACUUCCUGAAGAAAAACAACCCCAAGGACGAGGCUCUGGCUAAGUUGGGGAUCAGCGACGCCCACGCACCUGCGUUGACACCGUCCCCCAGCCCGGGGAAGGGCCCCGCACCAGCCGUGGCCCCUCGACCCAAGUUCCCACCACAGUUCGGGCCCUCCAGCUCCAUCAAGGACAGCCAGGGUCUCUCUGACGAGACUCCACCUGCCCCCCAGUCACCCUCACCUCCACCAGCACCCCCGCUGCCUCCACCUGAGGAACCAGACAGCCCUUCAGCUGGGCCCCGCAGCCGGAUGGAGCCCAUGGAGGACCAGGGAGUUUCCACGCAGCUGCUCGUGCCCUCCGGCAGUGUGUGCUUCUCUUACCUCAACCCCUCCUGGAGGUUGUUCCUGCGCAAGGAGGUGUUCUACCCCCGGGAGAACUUCAGCCACUCCUACUGCCUCAGGCUCCUCUGUGAGCAGAUCCUAAAGGACACCUUUGCCGAGUCCUGCAUCCGAAUAUCCCAGGAGGAGCGGAGCAAAAUGAAGGAGCUGCUGGGAGACCUGGAGGUCGGCCUGGAGUCGCUCAGCACCACCGAGGACAGUGUCAAGAAGCGCAUCGUGGUGGCCGCGAGGGACAAAUGGGCCAAUUACUUCUCCCGAAUCUUCCCUGUCUCGGGCGAGAGUGGCAGUGACGUGCAGCUUCUGGGCGUGUCCCACCGGGGGCUGAGACUGCUCAAGAUGACCAAAGGCCCCGGCCUCCACCCCAGCCAGCUGAAGACUCUGUGCUCAUACAGCUUCGCUGAGCUGCUGGGCGUGGAGUGCCUGGGCCGCUGCACCCUGGAGCUGACCCUGAAGAGCGAGCAGCUGGUCUUGCGCGCGGCCCGAGCGAGGGCCAUCAAGGCCAUGAUCGAGCUUUUCCUGAGUGAGCUCAAGAAGGACUCCGGCUACGUCAUCGCCCUGCGAAGCUACAUCACGGAUGACCACAGCCUCCUCAGCUUCCACCGUGGGGACCUCAUCAAGCUGCUGCCGGUGGCCACGCUGGAGCCCGGCUGGCAGUUUGGCUCCACCGGGGGCCGUUCCGGACUCCUUCCUGCCAACAUAGUCCAGCCGGCUGCCGCCCCAGACUCUUCCUUCUCACCAGAGAGGAGUGGCCAGCGCAAGAGUCGGCUGUGGCCCCGAGAGCCGGGGCUGGCUCAGUGGGAGAGGGCAGCGGAGCACCAUGCCCGCCCCCGGAGCCAAGCACGCAGCAAUGACUCUGUAGCCUACAUCUCUCUGUCCGUGGACGCCCACACCUACACCAUGCAGGAAUUUGCCCUGUACUACUUCCGGAAGCCCCAGACCUUGCCAGACCAUACCCAUGGAGAUGCUGAGGAGGAGGCCAUGGCCAGCCUGGUGCAGUACACCAAGGCUCCCAUACAAGAAUCACUUAUCAGCCUCAGCGAUGAGGACGCCAACAGGCAGGCUGUGGAAAUCUUCCAGACUCUGAUGCGGUUCAUGGGGGACCUGUCUAAGCCCCGGGGCAAGAACGAGAUGGAGCUCCUUUACGACCUGCUGAGGCUAUGCCGGGAGAACAAGAGCCUCAGGGAUGAGAUUUAUUGCCAAGUCAUCAAGCAGGUGACCAGACAUCCUGAGCCGGAACAUUGUGUCCGCGGCUGGAGCUUCCUCAGCCUCCUGACCGGCUUCUUCCCCCCGUCAGCCACGCUGAUGCCCUACGUGACCAAGUUUCUGCAGGACUCGGGCCCGAGCCAAGAGCUGGCCCGGAGAAGCCAAGAGCACCUCCAGCGCACAGUCAAAUACGGGGGCCGCUCGCGGCUGCCCUCCCCGGGCGAGACUCAGGCUCUCCUGAGAGGGCAGGAGGUCCGCUCGCUUCUAAUCCACCUGCCAGGGGGUAUGGACUACAAAACCAGCAUCCGGACUUUCACGGUGGCGGCGGAAGUGCUGGAGGACCUGUGUCAGCACAUGGGCAUCACAGACCCGCAGGAGGUGCAGGAAUUUGCCCUCUUCCUCAUCAAAAGGGAAGGCGAGCUGGUGCGGCCCCUGUGGCCCCAUGAGUACCUCAACAGCGUGGUCGAUCAGGACGUGAGCCUGCACAGCCGGCGGCUCAGCUGGAAGACCCCGCUGCACUUCGAUAAUCCCACCUACACCACCACCCACUACAUGCAGGUGCUGCGGGACUACCUGCAGGGGAAGCUGCUGGUGAGCCCCCAGGCCAGUGCUCAGCUUGCCAGGCUGGCCGCCCUGCAGCACUGCAGCAUGGCCCAAGGGGACCACCUGGCGGAGCGAGACCUGCUGGACUACUUGCCAAAGCCGCUGCGGUCGCAAGUGAAUGCGUCCACCGUGAAGAACCUGAUGUAUCAGGAGCUGAGGCAGCUGCGAGGCUGCAGCUCCCAAGAAGCCCAGAUCAGCUUCAUUGAGGCUGUGAGCUGCCUGCCCCUGUUUGGCUACACUGUCUAUGUGGUGCUGCGGGUGAGUCAACUGGCCCUGCCUGGACCCAGCCUCCUGGGCUUGAACCGCCAGCAUCUCAUCCUCCUGGACCCCUUCAACCAGAAACUGUGCUGCUCCAUCGCCCUGAAGGACCUGCACCAGCUCCACCUGCUGAGCCCCCUGGAGAAGGGGGCCCCUGGCCUGGAGCUCAACUACGGCUCUGCCCACAGCCCCCGGACCAUCUGGUUUGAGCUGCCGAAAGCCCAGGAGCUGAAGGACACCAUCGCCUUCCUGAGGGACAGCAGCCUUGCUCCCAACUAGUGGCAAGCCUCACCCAAGAGGGAUGGGGGAGGGAGGAGAUGAGGAAGGGGCCCCUCCCACAUCCCGGUCCGACUGGGAAGGUCUCCCUUGGUGCUGUCAGGCCAUUUCGGUUGGGACUUUCCCACUUGACUGUUCUGGAACCUGCCACAGCACAGCGCUGCUGGCCACAGUGGAGGCCACGGGACAGGAGCCGCUGCAGUCAUAUCAACCGAGAAGGACAACACAGGACUCCCCCGGGGCAGGGGCCGGAGUGCGGGCUGCAGGAACGGGCUUGGGCAUGUGAUGCUGCCCAGGCUGGGCGAGGGGGAUAUCCAGCUGGCCCCAGGCCCGGGCCCAGCAUCAGCACGAACCACAUAAGCCUGGGGGAAGCAAACGGUGAGAAAAUAAAACUCUCAAGAGAAAAAGGC